AUGUCUACUCUUACCUUGCCGUAUUAUAAAGAUGGUAGCCUCUUGCCCAGCGCUCUCCCGACUCAACGGGAGAUCGAGACGGCAACCAAGUUGCUACCGACAAUUCGCAGCCCUGGCUAUGACGGCCGCAUCGUUGUUAUUAGAGACCAGUAUGUUGUUAAGUACGGCACUUACGUACUGGAAAACGAAGGCCAUGCGUUGCUAUUUAUCGAACAGCAUCUCUCUAUUCCAGCGCCACGUUUGUACGCGAUGUACCGGGAGGGAGAGAAGCUAUAUAUCAUUAUGCAAUUCAUACCUGGGGUAGAUUUACAAUCACUCUGGCCGUCGCUUUCAAAUUUUGAUAAGAAGUCCAUCUUGGGGGAGCUUCGGUGCAUAUUUGAUGAAAUCAGGUCGCUUCCGCCUAAAGGCUUCUUUGGGGGUGUGAUGGGAGGCCCAGUGCCACAUCGAUAUUUCUACUCGAGAGAAAAGAAUCCUGCUAUCACAGGACCUUUUGAAAGGGAAGAAGAUUUCCACCUUGCAAUAGCUGAGCGCUCCCGGCAGAUUUGGGCAGGGAACAAUAGACACGGGUGGAUUUCGGACUUCUUCGCCCGCAAUCUUCCCAUUGCACUCAAGGGCCAUGGAAGCGUUUUUACUCAUUCUGAUUUAUGCCCACAAAACAUUAUCAUUCAAAUUAUUGAUUCUGAAUCAUCUACAAAAAGGUACAGAGUUGGCGCCAUUAUUGACUGGGAAACAGCUGGCUGGUAUCCCACGUACUGGGAAUUUGCGGCUACCUUUGCUUUACUACAAUGGCUUGAUGACUGGCCGGAGAGCUUGGAAAAGAUACUUGACCCUUGGCCGUUGGAAGGCGCUAUGCUACGAUUUGUGCAUCAGGAUCUGGAGUUUUAG
Microsporum canis CBS 113480 is the source of this 885-nucleotide messenger RNA. Its product is annotated as phosphotransferase family protein. Bases 1 to 885 code for a protein of 294 amino acids. The record is from RefSeq and is a predicted model, not a curated record. NCBI's taxonomy places the organism in Eukaryota, Fungi, Ascomycota, Eurotiomycetes, Onygenales, Arthrodermataceae. The transcript has a single exon.